Suncus etruscus (white-toothed pygmy shrew) is the source of this 3799-nucleotide messenger RNA. RefSeq names its product TATA element modulatory factor 1 (gene TMF1). The transcript has 17 exons. Bases 39 to 3320 code for a protein of 1093 amino acids. The record is from RefSeq and is a predicted model, not a curated record. Lineage: Eukaryota; Metazoa; Chordata; Mammalia; Eulipotyphla; Soricidae. Gene Ontology annotation, cellular component: Golgi apparatus; endoplasmic reticulum.
GUCCUGCUGCCGCCGCUGUGGGCUGAGGAACCGAGGAGAUGAGCUGGUUCAACGCCUCGCAGCUCUCCAGCUUCGCCAAGCAGGCCCUGUCCCAGGCCCAGAAGUCCAUCGACAGGGUCCUGGACAUCCAGGACGAGGAGCCGAGCGCCUGGGCCGACACCAUCCCGUUCGGAGAGCCGGGAAUAAGCCCCUCUGUCACUGGAGGAUGGGACACUUUGACUUGGGGAUUAAAAUCAAGCAAAGAACCUCAAAGUCAACCAGUAGAUACUCCUCAAGCAAUUACAAAGCCAGUUCGGAGAACUGUGGUAGAUGAAUCUGAAAAUUUCUUCAGUGCCUUUCUUUCUUCAACGGAUGUCCAGCCCAUUCAAAAGAGUCCAGUAGUGUCAAAACCGCCAGCUAAAUCACAGCGUCCAGAGGAAGAAGUGAAAAGUUCCUUACAGGAAUCCCUGCAUGAAGAAGAAUCGAAAACAACCGAAACAACUGAGUCGACAGUACAAGAUUUUUCAUGUGUAUCAGGGGAAGAAACUCCGGCAGUAGAUGCUCUGCCCUCUAAAAAUGACAAUAACUAUGAAGAAAUGGUUAAUAAAGAAUCCGAUAUGAAAGUGCCAACAGUAAAUUUGAAAGUGUCUGAAAGUGUAAUUAAUGUGAAAGGAACUAAGGAAGAUGCAUCCAGUAUGCCUAUGCAAACUCUCACCACUGAAACCAAGGACAUAACUCUGGAACCUAAAGAACAGAAACAUGAAGACAGACAAAGCAACACACCUUCUCCUCCUGUUAGUACUUUUUCAUCAGGCACUUCUACCACCAGUGAUAUUGAAGUGUUAGAUCAUGAAAGUGUCAUAAGUGAGAGCUCAGCAAGUUCUAGACAGGAAACCACAGAUUCAAAAUCAAGCCUUCACUUGAUGCAGACAUCUUUUCAGCUUCUCUCAGCAUCUGCUUGUCCGGAAUAUAAUCGUUUAGAUGAUUUCCAGAAACUCACUGAAAGUUGCUGCUCGUCGGAUGCUUUUGAAAGAAUAGACUCGUUUAGUGUACAGUCAUUAGAUAGCCGUAGCGUAAGUGAAAUCAAUUCAGAUGAUGAAUUGCCAGGCAAGGGAUAUGCUUUAGCACCUAUCAUGGUUAAUUCUUCAACUCCAAAGACUAAAGUAGUUGAAUCUGUUGAAGGAAAAUCUGAGCAAGUAAAUGAAUCCUUAAGUAUACCCGCUGAGGAAACAGAAAUGGAAGAAAGUGGACGAAGUGCAACCCCCGUUAACUGUGAACAGCCUGAUAUCUUGGUUCCUUCGACACCAAUAAAUGAAGAACAAACUUUGUUAGACAAGGUGACUGAGCAGAGUGAAGUUGCCGAAAAUCAGUUAGAAGUAUUUUCUGAGAAGGAAGAUAUUUGCAAGAAAGUUGAAUAUCUGAAUGAAAAACUAGAUAAAAGGGAAGCUCAGUUACUAUCGCUUAGUAAAGAAAAGGCUCUUCUAGAGGAAGCUUAUGAUAAUCUGAAAGAUGAAAUGUUCAGAAUGAAAGAAGAAAGCAGCAGCAUUUCUUCCUUGAAAGAUGAAUUUACUCAAAGAAUUGCAGAAGCAGAAAAGAAAGUUCAGCUAGCUUGCAAAGAAAGAGAUGUUGCUAAAAAGGAAGUAAAAAAUAUAAAAGAAGAACUUGCUACUAGAUUAAAUAGUAGUGAAACCGCAGACCUGAUGAAAGAGAAAGAUGAGCAGAUCCGAGGGCUAAUGGAAGAAGGAGAAAAACUUUCAAAACAGCAGUUGCAUAAUUCUAACAUCAUUAAGAAGUUAAGAGCUAAAGACAAAGAAAAUGAAAAUGUUAUUACAAAGCUGAACAAAAAAGUUAAAGAGCUAGAAGAAGAAUUGCAACAUUUAAGACAGGUUCUGGAUGGCAAAGAAGAAGUUGAGAAACAACAUAGAGAAAAUAUUAAAAAACUAAAUUCCCUGGUCGAACGCCAAGAAAAGGAUCUUGGUCGACUUCAGGUAGAUAUGGAUGAACUUGAAGAAAAGAACCGAAGUAUUCAGGCUGCUCUUGAUAAUGCUUACAAAGAACUGACUGAUCUCCACAAAGCUAAUGCUGCCAAAGAUAGCGAAGCACAGGAAGCUGCUCUGAGUCGUGAAAUGAAAGCUAAAGAGCAACUUUCUGCAGCACUAGAAAAGGCUCAAGAAGAAGCCCGCCUGCAGCAAGAAACAUUGGCCAUUCAGGUGAGAGACCUUAGACUGGCACUACAACGUGCAGAACAAACAGCAGCCAGAAAAGAGGAUUACCUACGUCAUGAGAUCAGUGAACUUCAGCAGAGACUACAAGAAGCAGAGAAUCGAAACCAGGAACUGAGUCAAAAUGUUUCAUCAACAACAAGACCACUGCUUCGCCAAAUAGAAAAUUUACAAGCAACUCUAGGCUCCCAGACUUCAUCGUGGGAGAAGUUAGAAAAGAAUCUUUCUGAUAGGCUUGGUGAAUCUCAGUCUUUGUUGGCAGCAGCAGUGGAAAGAGAACGUGCAGCUACAGAAGAACUUCUUGCCAACAAAACUCAGAUGUCUUCCAUGGAGUCACAGAAUUCUCUCUUAAGACAGGAAAACAGUAGAUUUCAGGCCCAACUAGAAUCCGAGAAAAAUAGACUAAGAAAAAUGGAGGAUGAAAAUAAUAGGUAUCAGGUUGAAUUAGAAAAUCUAAAAGAUGAAUAUGUAAGGACACUUGAAGAGACAAGGAAAGAAAAGACACUGCUGAAUAGUCAAUUAGAAAUGGAGAAAAUGAAAGUUGAACAAGAAAGAAAAAAAGCAAUUUUUACUCAAGAGGCUUUGAAAGAAAAGGAACGGAAACCAUUUUCUGUUUCUAGCACUCCCACACUUUCACGCUCAAGUUCAAUAAGUGGAGUAGAUAUGGCGGGGCUACAAACAUCUUUUCUAUCUCAGGAUGAGGCUCAAGAUCACUCAGUUGGAUCAAUGUCUUUAUCAGCAAAUGGAAACAAUCUCUACGAUGCUGUAAGGAUGGGGGCAGGAUCAAGCGUUAUUGAAAAUCUACAGUCUCAGCUAAAGCUCAGGGAAGGAGAAAUUACUCAUUUGCAGCUAGAGAUAAGCAAUUUAGAAAAAACUCGUUCAAUAAUGGCUGAAGAGCUAGUUAAAUUAACAAACCAAAAUGAUGAACUUGAAGAAAAAGUGAGGGAAAUACCCAAACUUCGAACUCAGCUAAGAGAUUUGGAUCAAAGGUACAACACUAUUCUGCAGAUGUAUGGAGAAAAAGCAGAAGAAGCAGAAGAACUUCGGUUAGAUCUUGAAGAUGUGAAAAAUAUGUAUAAGACUCAAAUAGAUGAACUUUUGAGACAAAGGCUCAGCUAAACUUCUGAAAAUUCCUAUCAAACUGAAUGUAAACAUUGAAUAUCUAAAUCUGGACCUCCAUUAAAUUCUUUUAUAGAAUUAGAAAGUGGAACCAAAUUAGAAUUCAAAAAUUGAAAAACAUUUAUAGUACAUAAUACUUGCAGUUAAAUUAUUUUAUGCAAUAUUUGAACUUUAUUUUUGAAACUUUUCUUUAAAGAUUUAUUUUUUAAAGCAUCCUUUUAUUUGCCUUGACUAGCACAGAUUUAUUACUUGAUCCUCAUCAGUACGAUUAAGGAAGAAGAAUGAUGUUUAUAUGUAUAUUAUAGACAUAGCUAAAUGUAUUUAUAAUUUAUGUUUGUAUAUAUGAGAGCAUUUAAUGAGUGAUAUUAACAUAUCAAAACUUUGAAAGGUUUUACAUCUAAAUAUUAAACAUAUCUAAUUACUACUCAUGAAAAUGGACAUUAAAUGUUCAAGUAAUAAAACUAAACCUUUUGACCUAA